CUACAUCGCAUCGAUCACCAUGGCCCUUCCUGCGGAGCAGCACGCUGCUUACGCUGUCAUCAUUGACCGUAUCCUCGCCAAGUCCGACCUCAAUACCAUUUCCGCGAAGCGCAUACGGAAGGAAUUGCAAGAUGAAGUCGGCGAGGACCUCACAGCUCAGAAGAGCGCAAUCACCGACCUUAUCAUGGAACGAUUCGAUAAAGCCCAGCAGAAGCUAGAGACGAGCAACGGCGUUGCAGAGCCCGCGCCGACCGCAAAUGGCACUGCCAAAGUAGAAGCAUCAAAUGGUGGCGCCGAUACAUCAACAUCACCUCCGCCCUCAGCCAAGCGCAAAGCCGAGAGUGAUGAGCCGAGUGAACUUGACGUUGCUUCUCCGGCACCGAAGAAGGCGAAGAAGAACAAGACAGGAGAGACAGAUGCGCAAUUAGCAGCGAGACUACAAGCAGAGCUCAACGCCGUCACAGGGCGAUUAACAAGAGGCGGAGGUGCCAAGCGCAAGCAGCCGAUCAAGAAAGAGAAGAAGACCAAGAAGAAGAGCUCAGCUAAAGUCAAUAGCGAUGACGACAGCGAAGUCGAGAGCGGCGAGCCGAAGCCAGAAAGAGAGAAGAAGGGAGGCUUUCACAAACCCAUGAACCUCUCAGCCCCCCUCUCUGAGCUGCUGGGAGAAACCCAGCUCUCGCGACCACAAACCGUCAAAAAAAUCUGGGAAUAUGUCAAAGAACGAGACCUGCAGAAUCCAAAAGACAAACGCCAAAUCAUGUGCGACGAGAAGAUGCAAGCGGUUUUCAAGGGCGAGAGCGUGCAUAUGUUCACCAUGAACAAACUUCUAGCCAACCACUUGUACCCGGUCGACGAGGUCAGCUAGUCGUGCGCGCAGAAAUAGGGUCAGGACACCACGGCUUAAAGGACCAGCGCACCAUUCGAGGGAUAAUUUUUGACCAGUUUGAUUUUUGAACUACCAGCCCAUUAGGCCAGCGAGGAGUUUUGCGAAUCUUGUACUUGACAUGGAUGGAUGGUGCUUCGGAAUCUGGAAAGUAUAGGCGGGACUCGGAUCAGGUGGGCUGGGGUGGUUAGACAUAUAUGUCAAUACGGGGCGAGAGAAGCUUCGCAGAGGGCAGGAAGAAAGAACGAAGAGCACAGCUGGAAUGGAAAAGAAAAAGAAAAAGGCCGAAUA
This is a messenger RNA of Pseudocercospora fijiensis CIRAD86, 1174 nucleotides long. RefSeq lists its product as uncharacterized. Gene Ontology annotation, molecular function: RNA polymerase I cis-regulatory region sequence-specific DNA binding. The transcript has 4 exons. Bases 20 to 865 code for a protein of 281 amino acids. Gene Ontology annotation, biological process: transcription initiation at RNA polymerase I promoter; nucleolar large rRNA transcription by RNA polymerase I. The record is from RefSeq and is a predicted model, not a curated record. NCBI's taxonomy places the organism in Eukaryota, Fungi, Ascomycota, Dothideomycetes, Mycosphaerellales, Mycosphaerellaceae. Gene Ontology annotation, cellular component: RNA polymerase I upstream activating factor complex; nucleus.